This is a messenger RNA of Linum trigynum, 393 nucleotides long. Lineage: Eukaryota; Viridiplantae; Streptophyta; Magnoliopsida; Malpighiales; Linaceae. The record is from the annotation of a GenBank genome assembly.
AUGCAUCCACCACUGUGUGACUGUCCUUUGGAAGCCGUGUUGGAGUUAUCUCACUCCACCAGGAACCCAAAUAGAGAAUUUUACUCAUGUCCGCUGAAGAAAAUAAAGGGGAAGAAAGAAUGUGGCUAUUUCAAAUGGUUUGAUGUGCAUGCUUUGGAAGUCCGUGAACGGAACCUUGUUAGGGAAGUUGCCAAUUUGCGUAUGAAACUUGCCGAUGUAGAAGAAGAGAACAAGCAACUCCAGCUGCAGUUACGGCAUUGUGAAGUUGCUAACCAGCCUUGUUCGUCCAGCAUUACUAGAACGAGUGAUUCAACUGAAACAAGUAUGUUGGAAGCAAUUUCGCAGCUGAGUCACAUAAUGUCUCGCGUUGAAGGGACACUUGGGUUGAGAUAG